Molecule: messenger RNA, 1929 nt
Organism: Cuscuta europaea
Lineage: Eukaryota; Viridiplantae; Streptophyta; Magnoliopsida; Solanales; Convolvulaceae
Source: the annotation of a GenBank genome assembly
AACAAGUGUUCUAUGCUAGCCAAGCAACUAUUGUCGACGUAUCAUUUUUUCCUUAAGUUCUUUUUUCACUCUUCCAAUCAAAUUAAUCUCUUCCGAGUGAAGUGCUGUUUGCGGCCAAUUAUUCAUACAAUUCAGAUAAUUUGGCUUAGAUUUUUUUUGCUUGAAUAUGUCUCCAACGUUUGGUUUGGUGAAGGAUAUUACGCCUAGGGACACGCAUUGGGCACUUCGUCUGCGUUUGCUUUGUGUGUACGACAACAUAAGUGACACAGGUGACAUUAGAGGAUUGGAAUGUGUAUUCCAUGAUAAUGAGGGUGCUCGAAUCCAUGCAACAAUAAGGAUCGCACAGAUGGCUAAAUAUAGACAAAUUCUUAAGGAGCGAUGUUUGUAUGUUGUCCGUCAUUUCAUUGUUGCGAAUGAUGGAAAGAAGUGUAAGACAACGGAUAAUAAAUUUAAGAUGAUAUUUUAUGAAAAGACAGAGGUUAUCAAUUAUGAUGAUGAUGCAUUUCCUAACCAUGUGUAUAAGUUCAAGAGAUUUGAAUCAUUGUUGAAUGUGAGAAUAAUAAAUGAGACUGAGCUUUUUGGUGAGUACACUACUGUUAAAAUUCAUGUUUUUGAUUUUAUGGUAUAAUAAAAACUUCGUAAUAAUGUUGUGUGCAAAAAAACUGGAUGCUAUUGGACAAGUUGUUUCAAAGCAGGCGGUUCGAGAAGUGAUUCAUAAUGGUCGUCGUCAUAGGUUGAUAGAAGUCGCUUUGCAAGAUACAAGGUUGAAUCAAUUGUCAUGCACGUUUUGGGAUGACUUUGUUGAUCAAAUUCUUCCCUAUAUAGGCGAUGAUCAGACUGAACCAGUCAUUGUGACUUUACAGUUUUGUGACGCAGGAAUAUUCAGAGAACCAAAAAUAUCAAGCAACUACAAUGUCACGCGUGUUGUCAUCAAUGGAGAUGAUGUUGAAUUUGAAAAGUUCAAGAACAGCUUGCAGGAAGUGAAUAUACUCACUCAGCUGAUACGCACUAUUUCAGUAACUACAGACAAACAAAUGAGCAUUUCUGAGGAUCUUGACGGUUUGAAGCAACCACUUAAAACAAUAGAAGAACUGUACGAGACUCGAGAUGUAAUUUUAAGACCAUUAUAGUUGUGGGUGAUUGAUGUUUACAGCAUUGCAUUAUUAGAGUUGUUUAAAGAGAUGAACAUAAAUGAUUUCAGAUUGGAAGGUUUUAGAUUUAUGCCAAGGUCGUGGCAAUUGAAAGCGAUAAAAAUUGAUGGUAUCUUUCGUGCACUAAAUGCCGCAAGAAACUGGAAAAACCCAGUUCAAAAUUUUACAGCACCAAAUGCCGCAAACCUUAUUUUGAUGGGAUUCCAAGGUGAUAAUAAUUUUCAAUAUAAAUAUUUUAUAAACUAUGAUCGAUUUAAAUACCCAAAAAAAAAACAGAAAAUUAACAAAAACAUAAUGUUGUCAAAGCUAAUACGUGAAUGCAAUAGGUAUAAAGUAGUAAACCGAGUGAUUGACUCCACUGGAAAUGCACCUUUACUCAUUUGGGAUAACGUUGGGCAAGAAAUGUUUGGAAAUGAUGUGGUUGAUUGUCAAAACAUGAUGUUAAGCAGUGGAUGUGAGAAGAGUUAUGUUCCAGCUGAGAUAGAGACGAUUGUAGAUGUGUCAAUGUUGUUCAAGGUUCAGAUUAGGGAGGAACAAAUUGGAAACUACAAUUCAGCUUUCAGUGUGAUGAAAUUCACAAGAGAUGAAGUUCUUGUUGAGAAAUUCAAUGUUAACAGGGAUGAUGGUCAGGUUCACCACUGAGUUUAGAUUUAUUAAUUUUCAAAUUAUUUAAUUAUUAGUAUAAAUGUAAAAUAAUUUUUAUAAAGUUUGGAGGGAAUAAAAAAUCUAUUUAUCUUAUAUAGGAAUCUGAUUUCAUAUCCAAGAUGCACAUGUUGAG